AGCUCGAUAAACAUAUUGUAUGACUUGUCCCUCACUUGCAUUGUUUAAGGAUGAGUUUUAAAGGAAAAGCACUUAAUAUCGGUAUCAUAUUUCCUGACAUUUUCCCAAGGAUGAUGCCAUUGGGAGUCGACCAUCUUCAAACACCAUGGACACCAUUGUGACGUCACGCUAUUGUCGCUGCAUAAGCAUUUGCCGGCAAGACGUGCUUUUCAGAAGCAGACGAAUUUCGUGAAAUUCUACAGCUAUUGUGCUCAAAAUGGACCAAGAAGAGAUUCGACUUGCACCGGAAUGGUGUGGCCCCAAAUGGUUCCAGAAACCAAAAGAGGAGAGACUAGCAUUCCUUGGAUUGCGGGUUUCGCCGGGGACGUCCACAGCUCUGGAGUCUGCGCCCAGCACUGACAGGACUCCAGCAGUGAAUGAGAGGACUCGUGCUAGCACUGUGACGAGAUUCAGAGAGAUGGUGAAGUCUACAACAGCAGAAUAUGCCCUAGAUGAUACAGAGGGACCUCCAUCAGCAUCGAUCCUCAACUCCAACGUGGGAAAUCUCAACGGCGCCACUCAUACAGAGGCAACAUGGGGCACAUCUGGGGACAGAGAAUUGGGUGCAUACGCAUGUCUGAGCAAGAAAACAACAUGCAUUCAAGAACCAGGGGCGCACGCAACAACAUCCAAGUGGACAGAGAUGGCAAUGCUCCUGCAGGACACUGACAUGGACGGACAACAACAUCUUGUGCAGUUUUGUCAGUCUCCCCAGUCAAGCCCAAGACAGCAGCCUCGUUGUCGCUGGACCAAAAUGGUCACGGACCUAUUGGAUACCGACACCAGCCUUUCUUUGACCAAGGAGGAUGUUCUUGGUGAUGGUUUUGAGGAGCGGGGUUCCUGUGAUUCUUUCCUUCCAUCUGAAAUCUUCUUUAAAUCUCUUUUCGGCUCUGACUUUGAAAUUCCAGUCCUCUAUAAAUUAAUCAACCCACCAAUAAUUCCAAGUUCAGUGGUCAGGAACGAUACACUGAAGUGUGGCGUGUUACCCGUUGUUCUGGGAAGAGGUUCAUUUGGUCGUGUCAUUAGGGCCAAACUCACCGCCAGCCAUGGAGACAUCCAGAACAUUGUGGUGAAAGAAAUCUUUGACUGUAAAAAUCGGGUCGAUGCCAUCUUAGAUGAAGCCAGAAUACUGCUGUACCUUUCAAGGACUGGUUACGUCCCUUCAUGUUUUGGGGUAGUGAGUAAUGGCGGCGUAGGGGGAGCCUUUGGUAUUCUGAUGGAGUGUGUUGGGGACGGUCUGACCCUGGAGAGGUACCUGUGGGACAGGAAAGGCAGACUGGCACCCAUAUGUCUACUUCAAAUUGCCAGACAACUUGCUGAGGGACUUCGAGAGAUGCACAAUAUGGGUGUGCUCCUCAACGAUAUCAAGGCCAACAAUGUUCUGUUAGACAACACAAGUGGCAUUCCAAAAGUCAAAUACUGUGACUUUGGUCAAGCAAGAUAUGGGCAUGGGGUAACAAUCUCGGGGAGAAUCACUGACAAGCGGUACCUUUACCUGGCCCCCGAGGUUCGUAAUGGUGGCGUGUCUUGCAUGAAGUCAGAUGUUUAUAGUGUAGGGUUUCUGUUCAUGGUACUCUCAGACUUUGGAGGAUUUGAUGCGCUUGUACCAGCAGUGAAACGCUGUAUGGUGGAAGACAUUAGUCUCAGGAUCAACGCUGAGGACUUGGCUGUCAUGGCCGACAAGAUCUUCAACGAUCACCUUGAAAUAUAUGUGUUGUCUGAUGGUAGGAUACAGACUAAUCUUGAGAGGACUGCUUUCGACAAGGGAGACAGGACAGCUGAAUGUCCAAGUAACAAGAUGGGAAUUGCUCUUGAUGAAAAUGAAAAUGUCCUGCGUGCCGGCAUGGUAUGUAGAUCCAGGACACCGUCUCCACGGGGCUCUUUGAAUUCACAAGCAAACCUCAAGCAUAACUCAGAUGUAUCGAGUGAAAGCAAAACGGCCGCCUCGUGUAUGGACAUAUGUUCAGUGUCCAUCUCAGUGUAUGAAGUACACACAAGUCGCUCCCUGUCUUCCGUCAGUAGUGAUGACUCACCUACUCCAUCCGAACAUGGUGUCCGGAUAUCUUCAUGCCGUGUACAAAGAUGCUCAGCUCCCUGUCUGUUUACCCAGUACGAUGCAGAUGAUGAACUAUCUAGUGAUGAAAGACAAUGCCAGAUUAUAACGUCCAAGAGGCCCACUAAACUCCAUGCAGAUUAUGAGCUAUCUAGUGACAGUUAUUUGACCACUGUACGCAGAGGGCGCUGCAGCGUCUCACCUUGUCACGUGUCGCUUGUCAGUCUGGAGCCGGGCAUGAACAGCUCCACUUCUGACGUGAUGUCCACUACAAGCUACCACUCGGGUUUAUCAGCAUGUCUAUCUGUGUUUAAGGACUCUGAAGAGGAGGAAGUAUUUCACGAUCCUCUACAGUUUGAAAACUUUGAAUCAAUGGCCCUUAUCAUUCUAAUUAUUGUAUGUAUCGCCGUGUUGUUAAAAUUGUUUAUAUUAAUCUGCAUGUAAAUAUUAAUUUCUGUUAAUUGUCAAAAUCGAGUUACUGUUCUUCUGUUACUUUUAUUAUUAUAAAAUACACAUAUGUUAUAAUUUUCAACAUAACUGUGUCCA
Haliotis rubra (blacklip abalone) is the source of this 2638-nucleotide messenger RNA. RefSeq lists its product as uncharacterized. The coding region runs from base 257 to 2536 and encodes 759 amino acids. Gene Ontology annotation, molecular function: ATP binding; protein serine/threonine kinase activity. The transcript is spliced from 2 exons. Lineage: Eukaryota; Metazoa; Mollusca; Gastropoda; Lepetellida; Haliotidae. The record is from RefSeq and is a predicted model, not a curated record. Gene Ontology annotation, biological process: autophagy; autophagosome organization; peptidyl-serine phosphorylation. Gene Ontology annotation, cellular component: autophagosome; cytoplasm.